AGAAGGCCCGAGAAAAUCCUGCAAUUUCAGAGCCAACCUGCUCUACGUCGAUUGAUGUUCAAGUUGAAGUACAUCAAGAACAUUCUGUUUCGGAUCCACCAAGAAAGUCAAAAACACCAGCAGAACGUAGUCGUGAGUAUAGAGCCCGGAAGAAAGCCCUAAAAAAUUCUGCAAUUUCAGAGCCAACCUGCUCUACGUCGAUUGAUGUUCAAGCUGAAAUACAUCAAGAAAAUUCUCUUUCGGAUUUACCAAAAACGUCAAGAACACCAGCCGACCGUAGUCGUCAGUAUAGAACUCGGAAAAAAUCUACGAUGGUCCUUAAAAACUCAGUACUAAAUGCUCCAUCUACUGAAACCUUUUCAACAGAUAAUCCGUGUACUAGGGAUCAAGAGGGUGCAAUUUUAUCUGAAGCAGAUUUUAUUAUUAGAGACAUUCCAAAUACUACAACGACGCCAAGUAUCAACAACGUUACGAGAGGCUUCCAGGCUAAUGAUUUGCGUGUACCUUAUUCUACUUUUUAUCAUCAUAAAAAAGCUCAUGACGAGUUUAAGAAUAAAAUCAUCAAUAACUCGUUCGGACAUAUUUGCUCAGUCUGUGAUAGGUUGUGGUUUAAAAGGGAUCUCAAAUCUGCAUCUAAUCAACAUCAACAGAUUUUAAAUACAAUUCUUCCUCUUACAUCUAUAGAGAAGAUUGCUUUAUGUACUACGUGCUUUACAUCAUUGAAUAAAGAUAAAAUUCCAAUGAUGUCAGUGUAUAACUUCGAAGUCAUUCUCAGGAUCUAACAAAUUCUGUUAUACAGGCUUCAAACAUCGUACUUCUAUCUGAAACUUGGUUAAAUGACUCUGAAGAUAUAAGUAUACCUAAUUUCAACUGUAUAGUAAAAUUUAAACGACCAAAUGUUCGAGCA
Cotesia glomerata is the source of this 907-nucleotide messenger RNA. RefSeq lists its product as uncharacterized. The coding region runs from base 312 to 782 and encodes 156 amino acids. NCBI's taxonomy places the organism in Eukaryota, Metazoa, Arthropoda, Insecta, Hymenoptera, Braconidae. The record is from RefSeq and is a predicted model, not a curated record. The transcript has 2 exons.